Molecule: messenger RNA, 6168 nt
Organism: Globicephala melas (long-finned pilot whale)
Lineage: Eukaryota; Metazoa; Chordata; Mammalia; Artiodactyla; Delphinidae
Gene: VPS37B
Product: VPS37B subunit of ESCRT-I
Biological process (GO): protein targeting to membrane; protein targeting to vacuole; ubiquitin-dependent protein catabolic process via the multivesicular body sorting pathway
Cellular component (GO): ESCRT I complex
Source: RefSeq, a predicted model, not a curated record
GGUCCGCGGAGCCUGGCGGCCAGAGCGGCGGCGGCGGCGGCGUCGGCAGCCGAAACGCGGGGAUGGCGGGUGCCGGGAGCGAAGCCCGGUUCGCCGGGUUGUCGCUGGUGCAGCUCAACGAGCUGCUGGAGGACGAGGGGCAGCUGACAGAGAUGGUGCAGAAGAUGGAGGAGACGCAGAAUGUUCAGCUUAACAAAGAAAUGACGCUGGCCAGCAACCGGAGCCUGGCAGAAGGAAACCUUCUCUACCAGCCCCAGCUGGACUCUCUGAAAGCACGUUUGACCCAAAAAUACCAGGAACUCCAGGUGCUCUUUGAAGCCUAUCAGAUAAAAAAGACCAAAUUAGAUAAACAGUCCAGCAGCGCUUCCUUGGAGACCCUGUUAGCACUUCUGCAGGCGGAAGGGGCCAAGAUCGAGGAGGACACCGAGAACAUGGCAGAGAAGUUUCUCGAUGGAGAGCUUCCCCUGGACUCCUUCAUUGAUGUCUAUCAGAGCAAGCGGAAACUGGCCCACAUGCGAAGGGUUAAAAUCGAGAAGCUCCAGGAGAUGGUGCUGAAGGGGCAGAGACUUCCACAGGGCCUGCCGCCGGCCCCGCUGCCCCCCAGGGUGCCCGAGCCAGCGCCCACUGCCCCCCUGCCCUACCCCUCCCCGGAGGCCAGCGGGCCCCCCUCCGCAGUGCCUCGGCGCAUCCCUCCCCCACCGCCCCUGGUGCCUGCGGGACGCUUAGCCACGCCGUUCGCCGCCGCCCUGAGCUCAGGACAGGGACCCCCGCACCCAGUGGCGCAGUGCCCACCGCUGCCCCCGCGCGGGGGCCUCCCCGCACAGCAGGGCUUCUCCCUGCAGCAGUUUGUGUUGCCACCGUACCCGCCGGCGCUGCCCCAGAGACCCCCGCCCCGGCUGCCUCCGCACCAGCCAGGCUUCAUCCUCCAGUGAGCGGCCCUCGUCCUCCCCGUGAGACUCCCUCGCCGGCGCCUGCUGGCCGGGUGCGCGCACGCAGAUGGAGGCCGUGAGCACCGGCUGCUCUGCCAGGGGCUCUGGUGCUCGGGCCAGGGCGUCCAUCUGGUUGUAGAGCCGUAGGUCAGUGGUAAGCACACGUAGAACCCUGGUUGUGGACACCUAGGCGGUUGUGCGCUGGGCCUCAGCCGGGCAUCCCGUGGUCGCGCUGGUUUGUGUUCUCGGUAUGAUUCCUCAGUCUGGCGUUGAAUUUGUGAGUUUGGGGAAAGUCGUCGUCUCCCCCCCACCCCCACCCCCCGCCUCCGUUCCCACGUAGGAUCGUGGUCCUCCCGUUGCAGCUUUAUUUAAUAAGCAUGGUUCAUCAUUUCUGCUUUAUUUUCAAGACAGUUCUGUGGGUCCCAGCCCACUGCCCACCGUGGCCUCUGGUGGGGGCCGGUCGGGUGGGCCAGCCCGGAAGGUGCUUCCUGAACCCGUGUGGGGCGGGCAGUCCUCAGAGUCCCUCCCUCCCCCGAGCCUGGAUGCUUCAAAGCCACCCUCGGAGUUUGCACUCGGCCCCCUGCCACGUCCAGGGGCCGGGCGAGCUGCGGCGGGUGAGGAGGUGGCCGGGAGCUGAACUUGGCACAGCAGAUGACGGCCCCAGCUCCUCCUCUGCCUCCGCCUCGAGCCAGCCCGAGGCUCUCUAUGAAGAAGUACUCCUCCAAUAUUUUUACUAUGUGUGUGAUUUUCCUGUUUUAUAUUGGGAAAGAAAACUUUUUUGACACUCAUAAGACCAUUCAGGGAAACUUUAUGAAAAAUGCACAUACUGUUCUGAGCAGGUUGAGAGUGCAGAUGAAGUGAACGCAGUUUCCUUUCUUGCAAGCAGUGCAUGGUCGCCCCCGCGGGGCCCGUGCUGUGCCUUAGCUUACCUGGUGCCAGGAGUGGCCGGACAGGCGCUGGGGCGGUGUCACCGGCCGCUGCUGCCCCGGCGGCUCUGCGUUCCGGGAGGGGCUUGUCUGCGUUCCUUGUUGUGUUGCAGGUGGAAGAAAAGCCCACCCGCCUUGAACCAGAAUGCCCUUAGCCAAUAUUCUCUGCCUCUGGCUGGGCCUUGGGGCAGGGGUGUGACAGAGGGAUGCCAGCAGCAUCUCAGCUCAGUCUGGAGAAAGCCUGCCCCUCAGUGUUAGGGAGGUACCAACAAUCUCCGAUGCUCUGGCAACACCCCGGGCUGUGCCUGCCCCCUGGGUUCUCAUCCGCAUGUGCCACGUGUGCCGGAUUCCCAGGGCCCCAGGCGGGGCUGGGGGUAGCGUUGCCGCCCACCUGUUGACCAAAAAAGGCCCGUGUGCUCAGUUGUGGAACUCCUGACUCUGGCCUGUGACUCCCCAACUGGCUGCUGCCCAGGUGACAGAAUCCAGGCAGAGCUCAAAUGGGGUCUGUCCCGGCAGGCCCUGGGCGAGGCCACCAACCUUUGUCCUCAGUUACUGUACGUUUCUACUCCUGGACUUGAACUCCUGCUGUAUUGUAAUUGUUUUUAAAGAGAACAGCUGUAUAGGACGAUUUACUGCCCUGCCAAUCAGGUGGGCCUGUUAACGCCUGUGUCUCUCGGGAGUGGUGCCACCAGCCCUUACCUCUGCCGCCUGCAAGGGGCGCAGCCAAACGUGUGCGCUCGGUGGUGAUGUGGGGGAGGGGCCGCCAGGCUGGCCUUGCCGUCUCCAGGGCCACAUCUGAACUGUGCUUGUAAAGCUGUUAAGACCCCUUUUAAUAAAUAGAGAAUUGUUAAUAACGGCCCUGUCCUUUAUUUGCCUGGGGACCCUCAUGACGUGUUUGGUUCUAGAGUAUCAGCAGUCAGCGUUCCAACAGCGAGGCUGACUGGUGUGGCUCUGAAGUUACAAAAACUAAAGGCCACUGAGGUGGUUGGUCUUGAUCCGAGAAUCUCAAAUAUGCACCAAAAGAGGCAGAAGGAAGCGCGCUCCUCCUGUGUCGGGGUGUCUUUGGGGUCUUAGCCGCCCUGCCAGGGCCUCAGCAGGGGACUCAGGGUGCCCCCUGGGCUCAGUUCCCCACCCCCACCCCCCACCCCCCGGCUUCUGUCCACAGGCCAGCUGCACAGCUGAUGGAAACUCUACUUAGAACAUUCUCUGCUGAUUUCAAGUAAAUGAUACAAUCCUGUGGCCGGCAUUCUGCUCUGAGACUCGCCCACAGGUGUUUAAAGGGGACCCGUGGCCAAGUCAUGCGCUGCUGGCGGCUGGGAGGAGGGACCUCACUGCCCGCUGGGGCCUUUGUGGAACACGAGCACGAAACAGCCCCGUGAAAGCUUCCCUAUCGCUGUGUCCUCUAAACAGAUGCCAUUGCCUUCGUGUCACAGUGCCGGGAGGGUGUCUAGGAGACACUGCUAUGGCUUUCCUGUAAGAGGGAAGCGUUUCCUGAGAAAUCGCCUUGCUUUUUUGUUCAUGAGAAUGUGACUGACAGUUUUGUCUUUUCCCAGUGGCUGCUGGGAAGCUUACAGCCAAAUCUGCAGUCCACCCCCCUUGGGGGCGCUGGGCUGGACAGAGCCACGUGUGAUUCCUCCCUCGUCGGGGCUGCUUUGCUCACGGGACAUCCAGGGAGGACCAGUGCCUGACCUCAGCCGGACUGGUAGGUGCUGCACGCACUGCGGGGCUCCACCGCGACGUGUGCUCACUGAGGACCUAGGUGCAGUCGGCUCACACCAGCCUUCACUGGUUUGGAUUUGGUGAGAGAACCAUCUGCUUUAGUCUGUUUGCCGAAGCUGUUUUCCUUGCAAAUAAGGACCAGACACUGCUCCCUCUCACUGCCCUUCCAGUUCACGGAGGCUAGUUUUCAAAGCCCUUUCUCACCUGACCACACCCGCCCCCUCACAGCCCCAUUUCAUCCUCCGGGAAACCGAGGCGGGGGAGUGGCGUGCUUGCCACACGGCAGGAGCCACAUGAGGUGCCCUUUUCCUCCCCGACCUGCGCCGUCCUUUGGAUCCACAAAUGCUGGUGACCUUGGGGGAGGGGUGCGGUUGCUGAGGGCAGCCGGCCACGGGGUGCUUCCAGGGAACGUGGGUGUGGGCACAGCUAGCUGCACUCUCAGGAACAUAGACGCCUGGUAAGUUCUCCAGUGUAAAGGCUGGUUUGGCCACUGCAGUCAAGUCCAGCCAGGGGUCAGGGUCACCACCAAGCUCAGGCGUGAAAUUCAGGUGAAAUCCUUCAGGUAAGAUUUGUAACUGAGGAAUCGGCCUCACCCCUCCCUCCCUGAAAGAGGCGGAGCUUCCAACAGCGCUGGGGGAGGGGGAUCAAGACCCGAGGGGGCCUCUGGCUGGGAACAGAGGCCUCUCAGAGAAGAGCCCUUAGACUCCCCAAACAAGCGUCCCAGAGUCACAAACCUCCCGGGAAACGAGCCGGACACUUCUUGGCAGAACCGGAAGCGGGAAGGUUUUCUGUGGCUCCCAUGUUCCACUGUUUCCUGCAGAAACUACGGGGGUCCCUCCCCUCCCCAGCGUACUGGCCCUGGAGAAAUGAAGAAGCAGGCGCAGCCUCUCACUGUGGGGUGACAACAGUCAAAGUGCGGUUUAUUGCUGAUCUGACAGACACUUCAACACGAGGAAAUACUACACGCAAAGCGAAUCGAGCUGCCGCCUUGUGCUCCUCUCCAGGCCGAGAUUCUUCCUUCCAGCCAGGCCUCCCUCUUCCCAGGAGGAGGCGGGGGGCUCGAGGAGAGCGCGUUCAGCCCUCCCGGAGGGCUGCCCCCUGCCCCAGGAGCACCAGGUGCCUUUGAUCUGAUCCGAAGAGGGCGCAGGCAGCUCCUAGUUUCUGGGCUUUUUCUGGCUAAGUUGGAGAGGCCUGCGGGAGGGCUGGAAACCUCCCAGGGAUGGGGAGGCAAAGGGAGGAAUGAGGUGGCUGGGCAUGGGGAGGGGCAGCCAGACCAGGGGAAAGAAAAACAGGAAGCAGGAGGGUCACCGCAGGUUCCAGCAGGAACAGACUCCAGGAGGAUGGCAGCACCCGGCCUGUCCCCCUUCCCAGGCAAGGGUCUCGUCCUCAGCGCUCACGGUCACUGACGCCCUAGAGCGAGGCCCAAGGAGAAAGGGGCGCUACCCCCAGCCCACCUAAGAGCAUCCUGCUUUGCCUGAGGCCGCACCAGGUCCCAAGAAGGCCACGAACAGGUGAUGUCUUCCCCAUGUCCCCAACAGCCAGCACAGACUGUGUUCUAGUCACCUCUAACCUCAGACCACGAGUCCCAGGGGCAGGGGAGGCCCGGCCCAAACAAACACCCCUUCCCGUAGCCCUGCUUUCUGGUGUGUUGCACACAAACUCACAAAAGAUCUAACUCAGAAUAUUAGAAAUGCUCCGUGUAUUUCCUGAAGAGCUGUGGCUCAGGCCUGCUGGGUCCUGGCUGCUCUGAGAAGUUCCUGUUGCAGGUAACUAGGCUCUCGUCCGGGAAGAACUGCUCCGGUCAGCCCCGGUCAGCCCUGAGCCCUUGCGCUCAGCGAGGGCUGGGCCUUCUCAGAGGCUCCUCAGCCACGAGGCCCAGGCCUGGCCGUCAGCCUCCCCGCUGGACCCCUCGGGCGCGGGGGUGGUAGUGGCUAGUAGUUGACGAGUGGAGCCGCGUAGCUGCCAUCCUUUUUGUCAAGCUGCAGGAGUCAAAGGUGAGGGGGCUCGGUGGCCAUGGCCAGGAGUGCCUGACAUGCCUUGCGCCGGGCCCCAGGCACCCCGCCGCUCCUUGGCCCCUGCCCCUUCCCUGGCACGAGCCCUUGGCACCUGCCGUGCUCCCUGCGUUGCUGGGGCCGCGUGUCUGCCCCCACUGGUCAGUGGCUUCUGACCGUCCCCAAGGCCCGCUGCCCCACAGGCCAGUGAGCAGAGGCCGGGACAGCACUCCUGGGGCCCCUCUGCUGUCACCCCCCACCCGCACUGACUCCCCGCACCUGCUGGUCCUGCCUGGGGGCCACGCUGGGCUUCUGGGCCAGGGGCGGCUUCUUGGAGGUCCCACCGCGGGGGGCAGCGCUGGGCCGGCCGGGCUCAUCCGCACCGGGCGUCCCCACGGCCCCGGCCAGCAUGUAGUGCUGCUUCCGCAGCUCGCCCAGCCGCACGCGCUCCACCUCCAGCGUCUUCUCCAGCUCCAGGACCCGCACCUGCAGCCCGGUGCGCGGCCGCUCAGCAGGCCCACGGCCGCUCAGCAGGCCCACGGCCUCGCCCCAGGGGCCCUCCCGCCUUCCCGGAGCUCAGCCGCGGGAGAGGGACCGGAGAGG